Molecule: messenger RNA, 2301 nt
Organism: Phacochoerus africanus (Common warthog)
Lineage: Eukaryota; Metazoa; Chordata; Mammalia; Artiodactyla; Suidae
Product: olfactory receptor 52M1-like
Exons: 1
Coding region: 1284-2267 (327 amino acids)
Biological process (GO): G protein-coupled receptor signaling pathway
Cellular component (GO): membrane
Molecular function (GO): olfactory receptor activity; G protein-coupled receptor activity
Source: RefSeq, a predicted model, not a curated record
AAGCUUGAGAUGGAGAGCAAACCCAGCUCAUGCCGAGGAAUUCCGUGGGAUAAAGUCACUACAACCAGCUGACAGAAGUUGUCAUCUUCCCAGCACCGUGGCCACCUGGAGAGACACAUUCCAAAAUUCCUUGAUGUUUGUUCAGUGUAGGUUUGGUUUUACACAUUAGUCUCGGCUGCCUAAAGAGGCAAAGCUUAGUGUUAAUUCUCUAUGCCACACUAUUUACACUUGCUGUAGAACAAGGUCAAAUCCAUUUCACUAAAGGGAUAGAAUAAUUUGCCUGCAGCUCCUACUGCCAAGAUCUGAAAUCAGAUCUGGAAAAUUCCAAAGCACAGAUGAUGCCUACUCUUCUGUGUUCAAAUAGGCUCAAGAUGUAGAAGGCAGAGCUUCUUACAUGCUUCUUUCCUUGAGAUGUCUCUGUCAUACACAGGAACACCUUCCCCUAGGAGCCCGUAGACUCUGGAAAGAGAAGUAUUUCUACAUCAUCUUUCUAGCUAUACAUUUCCUCUUUAGACAGUUGCUCUGGACCAAGUGUUUCUUUGCUCCAACAAUCAUCUAGGCUUAAUGUGGGUCCUCACUGAAUAUUACCUUUUUCCUUCCUUGGAGGACCCUCUCCACUUCCGGAAUCUCAUCCUCAUAUUCAGCCAUGAAGAAGGCAGAAAGCCCUGGCAGGGAUCUACCUUCCAGCAGACACACAAACUGAGCUCCAGGGACCAGCUCUCUCACCUGUCGGAAUUCACUUUCUUACACCCUCUGGAAAGUCUCUCUUCUCCACCAGCCCACAUCUACUUUGUGAUUUUGGCCUACAGACUAAACAUUCCAGUUCAUCCAGUAACUAAUGCUGGCCCCACAAUUAAGCUGUGACAGAUUCUGGGUAGUUCCAGUGAUCCAUCUAGAGUCCCAGAGUCUGUCAUUGUACCUUUCAGGGUCAAUAUGUCUCUUAUCAAGGAACCUUCACUCUGAAUUGUGCUAAUAGGAUUUGGUGAAAUACACGGCACCAACUUAGAGUUAAAUGACUAGUCACAUGGUUGUCUUUAGGUCAUUUUCACUGGGGCAAGAACAUUACUCCUUGAGAGUCAUGUUGCAUAAAGACACUCACAUUUAAGUAAAAAAUAUUUGGCUUGUGCUUGGUAAACUUGUGGAUGCCAUAUGUUUAAUAACAUGGCAUGACAUUCUAUGCUUUGAAGAAAAUUUAGACUCUCUUCUCGUCAAUGAUUCCAUUCAAUUUGUAGGACCUAAUACUCUUGUUUUUUAUUUAAAAAAAUUCUACUGCAUUUCAGGGCAUGAGUGAGAAGGUUCAUUUACACUCAGCCAUGCUCACUUUUCAUAAUGUCUGCUCAGAACCCAGCUCCUUCCAGCUCACUGGCUUCCCGGGACUGGAGUCCCUGCACACCUGGCUCUCCAUCCCCUUUGGCUCCAUGUACCUGGUGGCCGUGGUGGGGAAUGUCACCAUUCUGGCUGUGGUAAGAGUGGAGCGUAGCCUGCACCAGCCCAUGUACUUCUUCCUGUGCAUGUUGGCCGUCAUUGACCUGGUUCUGUCCACUUCCACCAUGCCCCAACUGCUGGGGAUCUUCUGGUUUGGUGCUGGUGACAUUGGCUUGGACGCCUGCUUGGCUCAAAUGUUCCUCAUCCACUGCUUUGCCACGGUUGAGUCAGGCAUCUUCCUUGCCAUGGCUUUUGACCGCUACAUAGCCAUCUGUGGCCCACUACGUCAUACAACGGUGCUCGCUCAUACUGUGGUGGGACGUUUGGGGCUAGCUGCCCUUUUCCGGGGUGUUCUCUACAUUGGACCCCUGCCUCUGAUGAUCCGCCUGCGGCUACCUCUUUACAAAGCCCGAGUCAUCGCCCACUCUUACUGUGAGCACAUGGCUGUGGUCACCUUGGCCUGUGGUGACAGCAGGGUCAACAAUAUCUAUGGGCUGGGCAUUGGCUUUCUGGUCUUGAUCCUAGACUCAGUGGCCAUUGCUGCCUCCUAUGUGAUGAUUGGCAGGGCUGUUAUGGGGCUGACUACUCCCGAGGCCAGGCUUAAGACGCUGGGGACCUGUGGUUCUCACAUCUGUGCUAUCCUGAUCUUCUAUGUUCCCAUUGCUGUUUCUUCCCUCAUUCACCGAUUUGGUCGCCAGGUGCCUCCUCCCAUCCACACCUUGCUGGCCAACUUCUACCCCCUCAUUCCUCCAAUCCUCAAUCCCAUUGUCUAUGCUGUUCGCACUAAGCAGAUCCGAGAGAGAAUUCUCCAGAUCCUAAAGAUAGGAACCAAAAUCAGAUGACUAAUAUUUCCUUCUCUUAAAUAAGCUCAUGGAG